AUGGAGGGCAUCGGUGCGGAAAUUGCAAAGAAUGAGGUCCAAAGUUUAGUAAAUUUUGUCAAAGGCGAAGUUCGAUAUUUAUGUUGUUUUCACAAUUAUGCUGCAACAUUUGAUAAGAAAAAGGAAGAACUAAAAGCAAAGCUCCUAGAUGUAAAUAGAAUUAUAGAAAAAGCCAGAGGUGUUUCUAGGGUUACAGAUGAAGCACUACAAUGGACACGGGAAGCUGGAAGUCUCAUUGAGUGUGACACUAGAAAAGAGAAAUGCUUUAAUGAUAAGUGUCUUAAUUGCUGGCAACAAUAUCGGAAAGGCAAAGACAUGGAGGAGAAGACACAACAGAUUGACAGACUUUUGAAAAGAUGUAACUUUAACAUAGUGGCAGGGGCAGCUGAUUUUCCUAGCAUAAAAUACCAAUCUUCACAGGAUUUCAUGCAUUUUGAGAGCAGAAAGUCACAGUUUCAAGAUCUAAAAAAGGCACUAGAAGAUGAAAAUUGCAAUAUGAUCGGAUUGCAUGGCACUGGGGGAACAGGCAAAACCUCAAUGGCAUUACAAGUGGCUGCUGAACUCGGAGGAUCCAAAUUUGACAAAGUCAUCUUUCUUGUUGUCUCUCAGCUUCUAGAUUUCAAAAAGAUUCAACAUGAUUUGGCAAAAGAUCUUGAUUUGGAAUUAAAGGAAGGAAAGGAAGAAGAACAUGCAAAGAAAAUAUGGUCCAAAAUCACUAAUAUGAAAGAGAGGCUUCUUAUAAUCCUAGAUGAUGUAUGGGAAGAGCUUGAUCUUAUACAAAAGUUGGGAAUCCCAUCUAGUCACCAACACAUGGAUUGCAGUGUAUUAAUAACCACACGUAAUCCACAUGUUUGUUCAUUAAUGAAGUGCCAAAAAUUGAUUCAAGUUCAGAUAUUGACUGACAAAGAUGCAUUGGAUCUUUUCCUAGCACAGGCUAGCAUUAAUGGUUCCUCUAGUGGUUUGAGGGUUGUGGCAGAAAAAAUUGUGGAGAAAUGUGGAGGAGUACCAGUUGCAAUUGUAGCAAUAGCAAGAGCAUUAAAAAAUCGGCCUUUAUUUGCUUGGACAGAUGCUUUGAAAGCUUUGGAAUCCAAUGAUAUUAAGCAAGGUUUGACAGAGGCUUAUAAAUGCCUGAAAUUGAGCUAUGAUUACUUGAAAAAUGAAAAAGCCAAAGAAAUAUUUGUCAUAUCUUCUUUGUUCCCAGAAGAUUUUCAAAUUUCUAUACAAAUUUUAAGCAAAUUUGCUAUAGGAUUGGGCCUUUUUGGAGAGGUGGACAGGUACCAUUCAGUAAGAAGCAAAGUGGGUGAAGCCAUACUAGAAGUGAUCGAUUCUUCUUUAUUGUUGACUGACAAUGAAGAAUGCAUGAAGAUGCAUGAUUUGGUUCGUGAAGUAGCUUUAUGGAUAAGAGAGAAAGAUACUCAAUGGAUCAUGGAUCUUAAAAAGCCUAUAAAACAGAACUUGCGGUAUUUGGUUUGGAAGAAUGAUGGUUUUCCUGGUAAAUUCGAUGGAAAGAACCUAGAAAUUUUAAUGAUAUUUCUAGGUGGUUCAAAGAAUUUGGAAGUACCUGAUACAUUUUUUAUAGAGAUGAUGAGGCUGAAAGUUCUGUAUUUAGCAAGUGAUGAACAAAUUUCAGUUCCAACACUAAUAUAUUCAUUUCGAUCAUUAAAGGAUGUUCGGACUCUCAACCUAUUGAAUUUGAAAUUAGGCGACAUCUCCUUGCUAGGAAACUUACAUAGGCUUGAGAGUCUUUGGUUAUUUGAUUGUUCAAUCAUUGAGCUACCAAAAGAAAUUUUAAACCUAAACAAGUUGAGGUUGUUGGAGGUAGAUAAAUGUGAAAUUGAAAAGAACAAUCCUUUUGAAGUGAUUGGAAAAUGCUCCCAAUUGGAAGAAUUGAGCUUUGUAGGAAAUCAGUUUGACAUAAAAGAAGCAUGUGUUGUUUUUGAAAAUUUAUCUCCUUCUACGUUACAUAGAUAUAAAAUAUCUUGGUGGAAUCUUGAAAGGAUUCGGGGAAUAGAAAAGUAUGGUUUCAUAUCAAGAUGGUUUUACCCAUGUGAUUGGCGGAAUCUAAUUUCAGAGGCAACAUUCAAGCAAUUUGUACGAACUGCCGAGCUUCUUAUAUUAGGAGGGUAUAAAGAAACAAGAUGGAAGAAUCUUGUCCCAGAUAUUGUUCCAGUGGAAGAAGGAGGCAUGAAUGAUUUAAUUGUUCUUCGUUUGUAUUCUUGGCCUGACAUGCAGUGCCUCAUUGACAGUAAGAAUCAUGAAACUAAUGUGACUACUUUCUCCAAGUUAGUUGAACUAAAUCUCAAAGAGAUGGAUGUUGAAGAUUUAUAUCGAGGUUCUUUGCCGUCUGGCUUUCUAGAGCAAUUAGAGACUAUGAGGUUGACGAAGUGCCAAAAAUUGAGAAAUAUAUCAUUUGAUGGCAAGUUGAGCCUGUGUCAUCUUAAGGUCAUGGAAUUGAAUGCUUGUCCAAAAUUGACAUCAAUUUUUCAAUCAUUCACCGCUCAGAGUCUCACGCAAUUGGAAACACUAAGUAUUGAGAAUUGUGAUUCCCUAGAACACAUCAUAGCAUAUAAGAGCUCGGAAGGAGAAAUAGCGGGUGGUGAUAAUGAAGAGAAGAGUUAUGAGUCAUUGUUCCCAAAAUUAAGAACUCUUCAAAUUAAACGAUGUGGAAGAUUACGAAUGAUCUUGCUAGUUCUUUUCAGCGGAGCUCUUGCAUCCUUGGAAGAGAUAACGAUAAGUGACUGUGAGCAGCUGAGUUAUAUAUUUGAUAAGUUCCAAAAUGGAGACCAUACUAUGCUGCCCUCACUAAAGAAAAUGGAACUUUCUCAAGUACCAAGUUUCAUCAGCAUUUUUCGAGAAUAUCACAAAUCCGUGUCUUUGUCAAUGCAAAAGCCAUCACCUCCAAUUUUGAGAACAAAGACAUCUGCAUUCUCUUGGGCUCAAAUGUGUUGUUUUGGGCAUAAAUCGAGUGAAGAGACCAACGUCGUCGUGUGUAAGGACAGAGUUCCGAACGACGCAACACAACAGGGAUCAUCAUUUGCAUCCAAGACAUGGUUUGAAACUUCUGGAAUCAUUCUGAGACAACUAUAUUUCAAUGUCGGUCAUAUCAAGAGGUUGAAAUUGGCACAAGUGUCUUUAAAUUCAGUGUCAUUAUUUACUUUAUCCAUGGCCUCGUUGAUAUUGUGGGAAGAGCUGACGGUUGAAGGAUGUGAUGGGUUGAAGGAUGUGAUAACAAUGGAGGAAGAUGAUUAUAAUGAUCAGAUGAUGAUGAGUUGCCACUCUGUUUUUCCGAAGUUAGAGAAACUAGAAAUCUUGGAGUGCAAGGACUUGCAAUUUUUAUUUCCAUCUUCAAUAUCUAUAGGACUUCAAAAUUUGAAGUCUUUGAUGGUCCGGAAUGCUCCUGAGUUAAAAUAUGUUGCUGGAAAAUACCAUUAUGUGGGUCAUCCAUCAAAUCAAAAUCAUAACAUUGAGCUUCACUUUGAUCUCCCGAAUUUAGUGUCACUCUGCCUUGAAGAUGUACCGAUGCUUAUCAGUAUUUUUCCAAUGAAUUAUAACUUGGCAUGGCCUUCUCUAGAGGAUGCUACUUUGGAGAAUCGCAACGUUGAAUCUUUUACUGAUGAUUUGCUGGUUUGCCUUGAAGGACAACCAAACAAGGAAACCAUCAAGGAAUCAGAUGCAUCUGAAAAUGUGAUGCCUCCUACUCGAGCAACUCGGUGCCUUUCAGUACAAUCAUUGGAUAAUAUUAAAAAGAUGACUCUCUGUAAUUUUUCCAAAUCAAAGACAUUGUUUACUCUACCAAUGGCCUCCAUGGUUAUGUGGGAAAAUUUGACAAUCAGAAGAUGUGAGCAACUAAAGCACAUUGUGGCGGAUGAGGGAGAAGUUGGAGCUCUCAUGAAUCACAGAUCCAUCUUUCCAAAGUUGAAAGAGUUAGAGGUUAAAAAUUGUGAUGCACUGGAAUAUCUAUUUCCAGCAUAUGCUUUCAGAUCACCCACACAUUUGAAAUCUCUAGAUAUUUGUAAUGCUUCUGAGUUGAAAUAUGUGUUUGGAACAAGCCAUCAUGAGAAUCAAAAUAUCCAAACUUACAUUGAUUUCCCUGUUCUGGAAUGGUUAAAUUUUGAAUCCCUACCAAGCCUCUUGAGCAUUUAUCCUAAAAAUUAUUAUUUGAGAGGCCUAUCUUCUCUAAAUUAUUUUUUGUUAGGGACUCCAGAGUUUAAUAUUACAUCUUUAACUGAUUUCACGGUUCAUGCACUUGGAGGACAACAGGAUUCCACCCCUGCACAGGCAGUGCAGAUGCUCUUGCAAUCCUUACGAUUUAUUGUAUUUCGUGAAUCUAAAAUAGAAGAGAUUUUCAAUUUAACACAUAUGGAAACAGAGAAAAAAGGGGAAGGACGUGAACCACUGACAUCAACCUUAAAUUGGUUGAAGUUGGAAACUUUAAGUGAGUUGAAGAAUAUAUGUGUGGGCCCCAAAUAUAUGCUUAGCCUCAACAACAUUUCACGAUUGAUAAUCAGAGGAUGCAACAAGCUUAAAGUUAUCUUCUCGAACUCUAUACUGAAGAGCCUACCGAAGUUGUGGCGGCUGAAGAUAUUAUCAUGCAAGGAGUUAACUCACAUCAUUGGGGAAAAUGCUGAUGAUGAUCAUUUGUGUCAUCAACCAUGCUUUCCAGACCUAUUUACAAGUUUUGGAUAUAAAAGAAUCUUCCAAACUUGA
Molecule: messenger RNA, 4707 nt
Organism: Neltuma alba
Lineage: Eukaryota; Viridiplantae; Streptophyta; Magnoliopsida; Fabales; Fabaceae
Exons: 5
Coding region: 1-4707 (1568 amino acids)
Molecular function (GO): ADP binding
Source: RefSeq, a predicted model, not a curated record